Molecule: messenger RNA, 2118 nt
Organism: Xiphias gladius (swordfish)
Lineage: Eukaryota; Metazoa; Chordata; Actinopteri; Istiophoriformes; Xiphiidae
Gene: pi4k2b
Product: phosphatidylinositol 4-kinase type 2 beta
Exons: 11
Coding region: 182-1735 (517 amino acids)
Biological process (GO): phosphatidylinositol phosphate biosynthetic process; Golgi organization; endosome organization
Cellular component (GO): plasma membrane; endosome; lysosomal membrane
Molecular function (GO): 1-phosphatidylinositol 4-kinase activity
Source: RefSeq, a predicted model, not a curated record
UAGGAAGCAGAAGAGGCGAGCUUGAAGGAUUAUGUGGACAUAUAGGUGAGCGAAAGCAGCUGCUUUCGAAUAAUUUGUUUUGGGGUUUAUGCACUCGAGCCUCUUUAAAAUGGAAGGCUGACAACUUGAACGGAAGUCGGGGUAAUUUACUGCACUUGUACGUAUUAAAAACUGAGCCACAAUGAUGUCAGAAUGCGACCCGACGGAGACAGAGACAGAGACAGAGACAGAGACCAGCGAGCCCGCGUUGGCCACCGGAGCAACAGCAGUAUCUGUGCUGGAGUCUAACUUUCACUCCACGGACCCUCCGAAGGUAUUAUAUGACAGGAGCCGUGUGGGUUUGGGGCUUUCGGCGAACCCCGGAGUCGCCGUUCGCAUUUCGGACUCUUGUGAAAGCGUCUUGACCGAGCUGGAGACGGAUGGCUCCGGCGAAGAGGCGCUGUUGUUACCGUGCUUAGCUGGAGGCUCGUCGUCUCCGCGGGGUGUGCGAGAGAAGCGGAGCAGGCGGAACAGGCACAGCUCGUCGUCGGAUAAAGACACCUUGGCCUCCCCAGGUACCAACAGUGGGGACUUCAACCAUUUCCCUGACGAUCCUGAGUUUUCAGAUAUUAUCCAAAGGGCGGAACAAGCUAUCGAGAACGGGGUCUUUCCAGAGAGAAUUUCACAGGGUUCCAGUGGGAGCUACUUUGUCAAAGACCCAAAAGGGAAAAUCAUUGGUGUUUUCAAACCAAAGUCAGAGGAACCUUACGGUCACCUGAACCCCAAAUGGACCAAAUAUUUUCACAAGCUGUGCUGUCCGUGUUGUUUUGGCCGAGGCUGCUUGUUGCCUAACCAGGGUUACCUCUCAGAGGCUGCUGCCUCACUGGUUGAUACCAAGCUCGGCCUGGGAGUCGUGCCAAAAACCAAGGUGGUGUAUCUGGCCAGUGAGACAUUCCAUUACAGCGCCAUCGACAGGGCAAAGUCCAGGGGGAAGAAGUACGCCUUAGAGAAAGUCCCCAAGGUGGGACGACGCUUCCACAGAGUGGGGCUGCCACCCAAGGUGGGCUCGUUUCAACUGUUUGUGGAGGGUUACCGUGAAGCGGACUACUGGCUGCGGCGCUUUGAGGCAGAACCGCUGCCAGAGAACAUCAGGAAGCAGCUGCAGUCACAGUUUGAGCGGCUUGUGGUGUUAGACUACGUUAUAAGAAACACAGAUCGAGGGAAUGACAACUGGUUAAUCAAGUAUGAGAAGCCAGGAGAAGAAGGAGAAGGAGACAGACAAAAGGAUUCAGAGUGGCCAGAGAACUGUCCAGACUCUUCCAUUAAAAUUGCAGCAAUUGACAACGGCCUGGCCUUCCCCUUUAAACACCCGGACGAAUGGAGAGCCUACCCGUUCCACUGGGCAUGGCUCCCCCAGGCUAAGGUGGCCUUCUCCCAGGAGACCAGAGACCUGGUGCUGUCGCGCCUCUCUGACAUGAACUUUGUCCAGGACCUCUGUGAGGACCUCUAUGAGAUGUUCAAGACGGACAAAGGCUUUGACAAAACCAUGUUUGAGAGACAGAUGUCUGUUAUGAGGGGACAGGUGUUGAACCUGACCCAGGCGUUGAAGGACGGGAAGAGUCCCAUCCAGCUGGUGCAGAUGCCCCGGGUCGUGGUGGAGCGCAGCCGUUCAGGCGGCCAGGGACGUGUGGUCACACUGGGAAACGCCUUCACGCAAACCUUCCACUGCAAGCGGCCCUUUUUCUCCUCUUGGUAAUCAGAAAGGGAUGAGGAGGGGAGCUGAGGAGAGAAUCUGCAACAGCUGUUUUUCUGUCCUGAAGUCAGUCCAGAGGCGAGGAAGGAUGUAAUGAGGGAGGACAUGAGAAAAUCACACUGGAAACUGCUCAAAUUUGAAGAGGAAGACAUGAGGGUAGAAUGUGAGAUGAGGAAUGGUUUGUGAAGAAAUUGGGCUUGGGCCCAUUCCUCAUUUUGUGAAGAGAGCACAGAAAAGCAUGGGAGCUAGAGAGAUUGGCAUACCAGUGUCUUUUAGAGACCUUGGGGCUCUUUGUGGUUACCAUGGUGACCUGAUUGGAUAAUCGGCUUUUCCACAGAGGUGGGCUUUGUUUAUUGUUAGGAGGCAGAAAGGAGGGAUUUUUUUUU